Messenger RNA from Elephantulus edwardii (Cape elephant shrew), 174 nucleotides. RefSeq names its product cytochrome c oxidase assembly protein COX14-like. Gene Ontology annotation, cellular component: mitochondrion. Lineage: Eukaryota; Metazoa; Chordata; Mammalia; Macroscelidea; Macroscelididae. Gene Ontology annotation, biological process: mitochondrial respiratory chain complex IV assembly. The record is from RefSeq and is a predicted model, not a curated record. The transcript has a single exon. Bases 1 to 174 code for a protein of 57 amino acids.
AUGCCAACUGCCAAGCAGCUAGCCGACAUUGGCUACAAGACCUUCUCCACCUCCAUGAUAUUACUUACUGUGUAUGGGGGAUACCUCUGCAGUGCCCGAGCCUACCAAUAUUUUCAAUGGCGCAGCUUGCGGCACCAGGAUGCAGAAGAGCAGAAGACUUCAGGAGUCCUGUAG